This is a messenger RNA of Heteronotia binoei (common prickly gecko), 1848 nucleotides long. Its product is annotated as interferon-induced protein with tetratricopeptide repeats 5-like. Gene Ontology annotation, molecular function: protein binding. Gene Ontology annotation, biological process: defense response to virus. Bases 151 to 1296 code for a protein of 381 amino acids. Gene Ontology annotation, cellular component: cytosol. The record is from RefSeq and is a predicted model, not a curated record. The transcript has a single exon. Lineage: Eukaryota; Metazoa; Chordata; Lepidosauria; Squamata; Gekkonidae.
AAACCCUUACGGGAGAAGCUGCAGGCUUUGCAGUGUCAUUUCACCUGGUGCUCCGAGGUGAGGGAUCGGUUGGAUGUGGCCCACAUCCUGAAGGUCCUGUCCCUCCACGUGGAGCACACUUUGUACCGCGUCCGGAGCACGUACAUCGCCAUGAAAGCAUACAUGCAUCAUCUGCAAGGCUCCUACAAAGAGGCUCUGUGCGAUCUCUCAGAUGCAGAAGGUGUUCUGUUGGGGGACUACCUGGCCAACUUCUCUUGCCACGCCCUGCUGGUUUAUGGGAACUUUGCCUGGAUUUAUUACCUCUUGGCCAAUUACGAGAUGGCGGAGCGCUACCUGGGCCGGAUUCGUGAGAUCUGCCGGUCCCUGUCCAGCCCUGAGCCGUACUCCGCGCAGAUCCCUGAGAUCCACGCGCAGAGAGGCUGGUCCCUUCUAGUCCUGGGUUUCCAGAAUGGAGAAGAGGCCAGAGAGUGCUUCCAACUGGCCGUUGGCGGAGACGAGUCCAACCCGGAGUUCCAAGCCGGUUUGGCCAUCUCCGUCUUUGCCUCCUGGACUCAUUUGCGGAGAAGCGAGCUUUGGAACGAGGCGACGAGGCUGAUGGAAGAAACUCUCCGCAGCCAGCCCCAGAACUGGGAUAUCAAGAUGUACUUGGCCGUUCUCCUUCAGAGCACAGACGCGCCAAGAGCAAGAAGCCUGGUGGAAGACAUCUCCCAGGCCAACCUCAACCCCGAGGUCCUCAGAAACGCGGCCCGCUUGUGCAAGCCCCACUCCCUUCCCCAAGCCGUCAGCCUCUUGCAACGAGCGAUCGCCCUGGCUCCCGGGUACCACCUCCUGCACUACGACCUUGGCAUCUGCCACACAAACCAGCUGGAAGGAGCAUCUCCGGAGGAGAGAGAAGGGAUCCUGGCUGCCGCCAUCGAGAGCUUCCAGCGGGCCGUGGAAGCCGAUCCUCUCUCUGUGUUCCCCAAGCUGGCGCUGGCGAAAGUCUACAGAGGAAGGAACCCGCUUUACGCGGAAGAGAUUUAUCGGAACCUGCUGCAGGAGCUGCCGAUGACCAGCAAGCGACACCAGCAGGCCGUGUAUCGGCACUGGGGGGAUUUCCUCCUCCACGAGAAGGGGCUGAGGCGGGAGGCGCUGGAGAUGUACCAGGCCGGCUGCGCCAUCUUCGGGGGCUGCCCGAAGGAAGGGCAGCAGCUGAGAAGAAGGGUGGCCGAGCUGGCAAAGGUUUCGGGAGAAAGCUCUGCAAGGGACCAGACUGACGCUGUCCAUCGGGGGCUUCAGCUCCAACCUGAACUUUAGAAGCAAAUUGGAAAUCCAGACUCCCCCCUUCUGUAGCAUCUUUGGAGGAACCCGAAGACCUGUUGAAUCGCCACACCUGGUUUUGAAUCUCUGUAGGAUAGGAAGGAUGUUCUGUUAACAAUAAACGCAUUUGGGUUUUUGCGGUGACUUUGGAGCCGGCCGGGCGCUGUCUUCCCUUUUGAAAAGCUUUUGACCAGUUUUGACAACAGUUGAAGGUUUGUGGAAUAGUAAAUGGACUCUUUUUAGAGUUAAAAAUGAGACUAUGGAAAUAUGUACUUUUUCAAUCUUGCUUUUAUGAUAAGGACUGAAGGAGUAUAAUUGUAAAUGAUUCUUUUUUUAUUUUAUUUUAUUAGCAUUAUAAGUUUCUUUUCUUUCUGCAGAUUCUAAAAAUGCUAAAAUUACCUUUUAUUUAUUUUUUUUAGUACAUCAAUUAAAAGGCACCGGUGGAGGUCACGAAAAGGGGGGGAGGGAAUCACCACACCUGGUUUUGAAUCUCUGUAAGAUAAGAAGGAUGUUCUGUUAACAAUAAACACAUUUGGGGUUCUGCGGUUA